UUUUGCAGCUGUUUAACCUGCUGGAUGUAAAGCUGGCCGUCUGGCUCCCCGCAGAAAUGCGCGCUUAUUCGGCAUGCUGCUUAGAUAUGCCCGCUUCUCUGUGGAUCUGUUGGCAUAAGGGCCAUUACAAAUACUUGCAUGCGCAGGGAAAGGGCUGAACCAUGUCUGUUGAUGGAGAUGUUGACUAUGGGCAUGAGUUUCCAGCCCAUUAUAAAGUGAUGCUUGACAAACUGAAUGAGCAACGUCAGCUGGAUCAGUUUACUGACAUCACUCUCAUUGUGGAUGGCCAUCAGUUUAGAGCCCACAAAGCUGUUCUGGCUGCCUGCAGUCAGUUUUUCCACAAAUUCUUCCAGGACUUCACUCAAGAGCCUCUUGUGGAGAUUGAAGGUGUUAGCAACUCUGCCUUCCGCCAUCUAAUGGAGUUCACUUAUACUGCUACAUUAGCUGUGAAUGGUGAGGAGGAAGUCAGUGAUGUCUGGCGAGCUGCAGAAUACCUUCAAAUGCAGGAGGCAAUCAAAGCCUUGAACAACAGAAGGAAUGGUACCGCCUCCCCCCAGCCUGGAAAGAGCAAGGCUAAGAAGAGGAAGAUCUCAGAGACCUCCAAUGUGAUCACGGAGACUCUUCCUUCAGUGGACGCAGAAUCUGUUGAAAUCGAGGUGGAGGUUGGCGAGGAGCACAUCGAGGUGGAGGAAAGCGGUCUGGUGGAGGUGGUGGACGUGGCCCGGGCCGCUACUGAACCCUCUUCAGAUGACUCUGCUUUGGCUUUGCUGGCCGACAUCACUAGCAAGUACCAGCAGGGAGAGCAGACGCUUCAUGUUCUGAAAAAAGUUGACGAGACCGUAGUUGUGCAGGAGGAGGCAGUGGUGGCCUCCAAGACCCUGGAGAACAUUGAAGUGGUGGAGGUUCAGAUCUCUCAGCUCGACAACCUUUUCCGCUGCGAUAAGUGCGACCGCUGCUUUAAACUCUACUAUCACCUCAAACAGCACAUGAAGACUCAUAUCGCCUCCCCGGAUAGAGGCUUUGUUUGCAGACACUGUGGCAAAGCGUACGCCCGGGAAGGAGCCCUUAAACAGCACUUGAAUAAUUAUCAUUUUGAUGCGGAGGAACAGUCCCGACGGCAGAAAAAGAAAGUGCAUGUUUGCGAGUACUGUGAAAAACAGUUUGAUCAUUUUGGACAUUUCAAAGAGCAUUUAAGGAAGCACACAGGUGAGAAACCCUUUGAGUGUCCAGAGUGCCAUGAGCGCUUUGCAAGGAACAGUACGCUGAAGUGCCACAUGUCAGCGUGUCAAAAUGGCUCUGGAGCCAAAAAAGGGCGAAAGAAGCUCUAUGAAUGCCAGGUUUGUAGCAGUGUUUUCAAUAGUUGGGAGCAGUUCAAGGACCACUUGGUGACCCACACGGGUGAGAAACCCAACCACUGCACGCUCUGCGACCUGUGGUUCACAGCACCCAGAGACCUCCACGCUCACCUGCAGGAGCUCCAUGGCUUACAGGAGAAGGUCGUUGUGGCGGAGGACAUCUUGAUUUCAGACCCUGCCAAUGUUUUGUCUAUGGAGGAAGGCGAGGAGCGGGUGAUUCUGGAGGAUGGUAUACGGGUGGAGCACGUCACUGUAGAACCGGUGGACGUUGUGGCCGUUGAGGAGACUCUCGUGGUGGAGGAAGAAACGCAGAUACAGCCCUCUCAACCCGAGGGUGGAGUAGCAGAGACAGUGGUUUUACAGGUAGACAGCGAACGAUUGAAAGAACAGGUGAUAGGGAUUCAAAUCGAACAGGUGACUGUUGAAACCCCAGCAAAAGCCAAACAAGAGCCUGCUAGUUGUGAAAAGACUGCGAAUGUAUGAAAGGCUGUACUUGGACGUUAUGGGAAUGAAUUGAGGAGGCUUUUUCUCCUUUUCCACCCUUUUAAAAUGAUACAAUAAAGCUCAUUGUGGAGUCGUCCAACAUAGAUGGAUCACCUGCUCUAUUUCUUUCUUUCAGCUUGGCUUUUUCAGAAAGCAGUGUCUAUAGUACGAUCACAAGUUCAGUCAUGCUCUUAAUGUAUGUUGUGGAUAAGAAUAGUUGGAGAUUCGUUUCAGGAAUAGUGCACGUCGACAAGGCUGUGGUGGAAAGAAUGUUUUUUUUUUGUCUUUGGAUGUAUGUUUAUAGUGUGUGUAAGAAGCUUAUUUUCAUAAAAGAAUUAAAGGGCAACAUGUGCCCCCAAAUUAUCCAGAGCCAACAUGUAUGCACUUCUGGCUUGUGUUUUUAAAAGUUCAUCUUGUUUAGAGAAAUAUGAAUGUCAGCACUCUUUUCUAAGGAAUUCUAAUUAUGUUGAGACAAAUUGCGAUAACACCAUUUAACCUAAAUUUGAAUGUAAUAGAGAUUUUACUAUAAAAGUAGAUUUAACUUUGGGAUUAAUCUUUUGGCGUUGAUCUUAAAUGCCACCUAUGAUAAAUUGUCUUUUGUAAGCUGUUUGGACAGAACUGUGUUUAGGUAUAGUGUGUCCAGUCAUAGUGGAGUGAUAUACAGACAAUAAGUCUUUUUUUUAUUUUUUUGCUGACGCUAAAAUGGGAUCCAAAUCCCUCUCAUUUUGAGGCCCACCGCAACGUGACGUAAGAGUGCGGUAUCCCUGCCCACCGAAUUGAUUGACAGCCUUGUAUUAACAUGUCUCUGUAGUAAUGCGUACAACCAAAUCAACAGGACCGGAUGUGCGCAAAGCAACCAGGAUUAAAAGAUCUGUUCAGCUCUCUGUGAUCAUCAAUUAUCAUCAAAUGUGAUCAAGAAUGAGUUUUACAAGUUUAAAACGUUUUAAAUUGGUGCAUGUUUGUAAUUAAUUACAGAGAUUUUACUGUAUCGCCACAGCCGCAUGUCAGUACAAUUAUAAAAGAAGACACUUCAA
This is a messenger RNA of Danio aesculapii, 2872 nucleotides long. It is a transcript of the gene zbtb35, whose product is annotated as zinc finger protein 131. The record is from RefSeq and is a predicted model, not a curated record. Gene Ontology annotation, biological process: regulation of transcription by RNA polymerase II. Gene Ontology annotation, cellular component: nucleus. The coding region runs from base 162 to 1838 and encodes 558 amino acids. The transcript has 7 exons. Gene Ontology annotation, molecular function: RNA polymerase II cis-regulatory region sequence-specific DNA binding; protein binding; DNA-binding transcription factor activity, RNA polymerase II-specific. NCBI's taxonomy places the organism in Eukaryota, Metazoa, Chordata, Actinopteri, Cypriniformes, Danionidae.